AUGAGCUGGGCUUUGGAAGAAUGGAAGGAAGGCCUCCCUACAAGAGCUCUACAGAAAAUUCAAGAGCUUGAAGGACAGCUAGACAAACUGAAGAAAGAAAAGCAGCAAAGACAGUUUCAACUUGAUACUCUAGAGGCUGCACUGCAAAAACAGAAACAGAAGGUUGAAAAUGAAAAAACCGAGGGUACAAACCUGAAAAGGGAGAAUCAAAGAUUGAUGGAAAUAUGUGAAAAUUUGGAGAAAACUAAGCAAAAGAUUUCUCAUGAACUUCAAGUCAAGGAGUCACAAGUGAAUUUCCAAGAAGGACAAUUGAGUGCAGGCAAAAAACAAAUAGAAAAACUGGAACAGGAACUUAAAAGGUAUAAAUCUGAACUUGAAAGAAGUCAACAAGCUGCGCAGUCUGCAGAUGUCUCCCUGAAUCUGUGCAAUACACCACAAAAACUUUUUGCAACUCCACUAACACCAAGUCAUUAUUACAGUGGUUCCAAGUAUGAAGAUCUAAAAGAAAAAUAUAAUAAAGAAGUUGAAGAACGAAAAAGAUUAGAGGCAGAGGUUAAAGCCUUACAGUCUAAAAAAGCUAGCCAGGCUGUUCCCCAAACCCUCAUGAAUCAUCGGGACAUUGCUCGACAUCAGACAUCAUCAUCUGUGUUCUCGUGGCAAGAGGAGAAGACCCCAAAUAGACUUUCCUCUAAUUCUCAGAAAACUCCAAAUAGGAGAGAUUUCUUUGCAUCUCACAUUUUUGGGGAAGAAGAGGUGACUCCAAGCAGAUCAACUUUUCAAACAGGAAAAAGAGAUUUUAGUAGCAGUGGCUGUGAUAAUUCUAGCAAUUCUCAUCUUUUGGAUCAAUGUAAAGCCCAAAAUCAAGCAGAAUGUACUGCAUUGGAACAAAAGUUGAAAAAAUUGACUGAGGAUUUGAGUUGUCAGCGACAAAAUGCAGAAAGUGCCAGGUGUUCUCUGGAACAGAAAAUCAAGGAGAAAGAAAAGGAGCUUCAAGAGGAACUUUCCCGUCAGCAUCGUUCUUUCCAAACCCUGGACCAAGAGUGCACUCAGAUGAAAGCCAGGCUUACCCAAGAGUUACAGCAAGCCAAGAAUACUCUCAAUAUCCUACAGGCUGAACUGGAUAAAGUCACAUCUGUAAAGCAACAAUUAGAAAAGAAUUUGGAAGAGUUUAAGCAGAGGGUCAGCAAAAUGGAGCAGGCUAUCCAGGCGAGUCAGAUCAAGGAGGAUGAGCUGAGGAGAAGCAGUGAGGAAAUGAAAAAGGAAAAUGGUCUCCUUAAGAGCCAGUCUGAGCAAAGGGCCAGAGAAGUCUGCCACCUGGAGGAAGAACUCAGGAAAGUCAAAGAGAGUUUAAAUCAGAGCCAGAAUUUUGCAGAAGAAAUGAGAGCUAAGAAUACCKCUCAGGAAACCAUGUUAAGAGAUCUUCAAGACAAAAUUAAUCAGCAGGAAAACUCCUUGACCUUAGAAAAACUGAAGCUUGCCUUGGCCGAUCUGGAAAAACAACGGGACUGUUCUCAAGACCUUUUGAAGAAGAGGGAACAUCACAUUGAACAACUGAAUGAUAAAUUAGGSAAGAUAGAAAAAGAAUCCAAAGCUUUAUUGAGUGCUUUGGAGUUAAAAAAGAAAGAGUAUGAAGAAUUGAAAGAAGAGAAAACUCAGUUUUCUCAUUGGAAAAAUGAAAAUGAAAAACUAUUAAAUCAGUUGGAAUCAGAAAAGGAAAGUUUGCAGAGUAAAAUCAAUCACUUGGAAACCUGCCUUAAGACUCAGCAAAUAAAAAGUCACGAAUACAAUGAGAGAGAAAAGACCCUGGAGAUGGAACGAGAAAACCUAAAUGUUGAGAUCAGAAACCUUCACAAUGUGAUAGAGAGCAAGACCAUGGAGAUAGAGACACAGAAAAAAGCUUAUGUAGAAUUACAGCAGAAAGCUGAGAUCUCUGAUCAGAAGCAUAAGAAGGAAAUAGAAAAUAUGUGUCUGAAAACUUCAGAGCUAACUGGGCAAGUUGGAGAUCUCSAACACAAGCUUCAGUUACUGUCAAGGGAAAUAAUGGACAAAGACCAGCAUUACCAAAACUUGCAUGCUGAAUAUGAGAACCUCAGGGAACUCCUCAGAUCCAAGGAUUCUAAUCUGGUGUCGAAUGAGGAUCAUCACAGAAGUUGUUUGGUUUUUGAACAGCAGCCUAYAGUGAAUAAUUCCUUUGCAAAUCUAACAGGGGAACAAGGAACCAUGCUUUCCRAAAUAAGCAAAUGCCACUUAGGUGCAGACCAAAGUCCAAAGCAUUCAGCUCUCUUACAAAACAGAGUUGUUUCACUUGAAUUUUCCUUAGAGUCUCAAAAGCAGAUGAACUCAGAUCUGCAGAAGCAGUGUGAAGAGUUGGUGCAAGUCAAAGGAGAAAUAGAAGAAAAUCUCAUGAAAGCAGAACAGAUGCAUCAAAGCUUYGUGGCUGAAACAAGUCAUCGCAUUAGUAAGUUACAGGAAGACACUGUCGUUCAUCAGAAUGUGGUUAAUGAAACUUUAGUUGCCCUGGAGAACAAGGAAAAGGAGUUGCAACUUUUGAAAGAACAACUAGAAGCUGAGCAAGCAGAGAUUCAAGAAUUAAAAAAGAGCAACCAUCUACUUGAAGUCUCUCUAAAGGAGCUACAACUUUUAUCUGAAACCCUGAGCUCAGAGAAAAAGGAAAUGAGUUCCAUCAUUUCUCUAAGCAAAAAAGAAAUUGAAGAAUUGACCCAAGAGAAUGGGGCGCUCAAAGAAAUUAAUGAAACCUUAAGUCAAGAGAAAAUGAACUUAAUCCAAAAAAAUGAGAAUUUUUCCAGCUGUAUAGAAGAACGAGAGAAAAGCAUUUCAGAGUUAUCUGAUCAGUAUAAGCAAGAAAGACUUCUUUUACAACAGAGAUGUGAAGAAACCGGAAGUGCAUUGGAGGAUCUUCAUGAAAAAUACAAAGCAGUGCAAGAAAAGAACUCUGAAUUAGAAUGCUUACUAAAGGAAUGCACUGGCAUUUGUGAAAACAGAAAAACUGAAUUGGAACAGCUAAAGGAAGCAUUUGCAAAGGAACAUCAAGAAUUCUUAACAAAAUUAGCUUUUGCUGAAGAAAGAAACCAGAAACUAAUGCUAGAGUUGGGGAUAGUACAACAAACUCUGAGAUCUGAGAUUACAGACAUCCAAAACAAUUCUCAGAAUGAGGCUAAUGGUUUAAAGCAAGAAAUCAUGACUCUAAAGGAAGAACAAAAUAAGCUGCAAAAGGAAGUCAAUGACUUAUUACAAGAGAAUGAGCAACUGAUGAAGCUGACAAAGACUGAACUGGAACAGCAGCAUCCAGAUUUGGAAACAAUUAGGGACUCUGUGAAAGAAACGGAGAAUGAGAUAAAUAAAUGUGAUUUUCAGCAUCACAUGGAUCUUGAAGUUAAAGACAUUGCUCCAGGCAGUUGUACUACACAGUUUAUACAAUUAGAAGCUUUGGUGAAAAAUAUGGAAUUGAAACUUCAACAAAGUGAGAAGGAGAAAGAGUGCUUGCAGCAGGAAUUACAGACAAUUAGAGGAAAAUUAGGAACUGGAAAUUUGCAAGAUGAUCAGCCACAGGAAAUUAGUGGCCUUAAAGACUGUGAAAUAGAUACAGAAGAAAGGUACCUUUCGGUGCUUCAUGAAUUGUCAACCAGUCAGAAUGACAAUGCACAGCUUCAUUGCUCUCUGCAGACAGCAGUGAACAAGCUGAAUGAGCUAGAGAAAAUGUGUGAGGCACUGCGGGCUGAAAAGCUGGAACUGGUAUCUGAGCUGAAUGAUUCAAGAUCAGAGUGUAUCACAACAACGAGUAAAAUGGCAGAAGAGGUAGAGAAACUAGUAAGUGAAGUUAAAAUAUUAAAUGAUGAAAAUGGUCUUCUUCAAGAUGAGUUAGUGAAAGAAAUGUCAGAUGGUGAAUUUGGUGAGCAACAAAACGAGCAGAUGUCAGUGUCCUUGAAUCCUUUGGAUGACAGUAAUUCCUAUGAGCGCUUGACCUUGUCAAAUAAAGAAGUUCAAAUGCAUUUUGCAGAAUUACAGGAGAAAUUCUCAUCUUUACAAAGUGAACACAAAAUUUUACAUGAUCAGCACUGUCAGAUGAGCUCUAAGAUGGCAGAGCUACGGUCCUAUGUUGAUACAUUGAAGGCUGAAAAUUCGGCUUUGUCAGUGAAUCUGAGAAACUUGCAAGGUGAAUUGGUAAAGGACUUGAAGCCAGAACCUGAGGAGGGGCGUAAUCUGUCACUGUCCUUCUCUUGUGUGACAGACAGCCCUAGCCUGACAAGUUUURGAGAAUCCUCUUUUUACAAAGAUGUUUUAGAACAGUCUGGAGACCUUUCUCUCUUGAGUAGUUUAGAAGGAAGUAUUUCAGCAMACUUGUCUAACAUAGAUGAAGUAUCUUGUAGCCAUCUGGAGGAAAAUCUGGCAAAGAAAGAAAUCCCAACUGCCCCCAUGAAGAGUGUGGAAGAACUUGAGACCCUYUGUCAGGUGUACUUGGAAUCCCUCAAGAAUCUGGAAGAGAAAAUCGAAAGUGAAGGGAUUCUGAAAAAUAAAGAAAUUCAAGAGCUUGAGCAGUUAUUAAGUUCUGAAAGGAAAGAGCUCGAUUGUCUCAGGAAGCAGUAUUUGUCAGAAAAUGAACAGUGGCAGCAGAAGCUGACAAGUGUGACUUUGGAGAUGGAGUCCAAGUUGGCAGCAGAAAAGAAGCAGACGGAACACCUGUCACUUGAGCUUGAAGUAGCACGACUCCAGCUGCAAGGGCUGGACCUAAGUUCUCGGUCUUUGCUUGACUCUGAAGUAGAAGCUAUUCGGGACCAAAAUGAUAGYUGUGACAUAAAGGAAGAACAUAAUUCAGAAACUACAGAAGAAACACUCAAGCAGGAUAUUCAUCAGAUUUGUGAUAAAGAUGUUCAGCAAGACCUCAAUCUAGAGAUUGAGAAAAUCAGUGAGACCAAUACCAAUAUAGCCAGACUUACAGGAGAGGAGUCUGGGGAGAAGUCCUCAAAAACCAAUUAUGAGAUACCAGCAGAAGACAAAAUCCAGGGCGAUUCAGGAUGUAUUUCUGAAUUGGCAUUUUCUGGUCCAAAUACCUUGGUACCCAUGGAUUUUCUAGAGAAUCAGGCMUACAUCCAAAAUCUCCAACUGCAAGUGAAAGAGACAUCAAACGAGAAUUCGAGAUUACUUCAUGCAAUAGAAGACCGGGACAAAAAAGUUGAAAGUUUGCUACAUGAAAUAAAAGAGUUAGACUCAAAACUCAAUUUACAGGAAGCACAACUGAAGACCAAGAUUGAAUCAUGCAUGCAAUGGGAGAAAACAGUUGAGGAACUCAAGAAAGAAAAAUCUGAUUUAAGUGAAAAGUUGGAAUCCUUUUCUCAUAACCAGGAUAACCAGGAGUCAUGCCAGAGAGUGGAAGCUUCAAAUGGCUUUAGUUCUGAUUUGGAGAUGGGCACAGAUGAAUCAUUGCAUGAAGUUAUUGAAGGUAACAUAUCCCUGGCAGAUGACAAAUGGAAAGAGAAAUUUCUUGAUGUGGAAAAUGAGCUGAACAGRCUCACAUCUGAGAAAGCUAGAAUUGAACAUCAUGCCCUCUCUGUGGAAGCUGACUUGGAAAUAGUUCAAACAGAGAAGGUACGUUUAGAAAAAGACAGAGAAAMUAAGCAGAAAGUUAUUGUCUGCCUUGAAGAGGAGCUCUCUGUGGUCACAAGUGAGAGAAACCGGCUUCAGGGAGAAUUAGAUUCUGUGUCAAAAGAAAAUGAGGCCCUGGAUCAGAUGUCUGCAAAGAUGAAGGAGAAAAUUCAAGAGCUGGAGUCUCAACAUGGUGAGAGUCUUCAUCAUAUUCAGGUGGUAGAGGCUGAGGUCAAGGACAAAACAGAACUCCUUCAGACUCUGUCCUCUGAUGUGAGUGAGCUGUUGAAAGACAAAGCUCAUCUUCAGGAGCAGCUUCAGAAUUUGGAAGAGGACUCACAGGCCCUGUCUCUUGCAAAGUGUGAACUGGAGAACCAAAUUGGACAACUGAAUCAAGAGAAAGGAUCACUGAUGAGGGAAUCUGAAAGCCUGCAGGCCAAACUGCAGGAGUCAGAACAUGAAAAGUUGGCUGUCUCCAAGGCCUUGGAAGUUGCACUGAUGGAGAAAGGUGAGUUUGCAGAGAGGCUGGGCUCAACCCAGGAGGAGGUGCAUCAGCUGAGAAGAGGCAUCGAGAAACUGAGAGUCCGCAUUGAGGCUGACGAAAAGAAGCAGCUCCAUGUCAUGGAGAAACUGAGAGAAAGCCAGCGGGAGAAUGAUUCCCUGAAAGAUAAAGUGGAGAACCUUGAGAGGGAAUUGCAGAUGUCAGAAGAAAACCAAGAGCUGGUGAUUCUCGAUGCUGAGAAUUUCAAAGCAGAGAUGGAGACCCAAAAAACUCAGAUGGAAGAGAUGGCUGAAAGCCUGAAUGUUUUCAAGUCAGACCUUGUCACAAUUAGGGCUGAAAAAGAAAAUCUGACAAAGCAACUACAAGAAAAACAAGGGCAAGUGUCAGAAUUAGACGAGUUGCUCUCUUCAUUAAAAAAUCUGUUAGAAGAAAAAGAGCAAGAGAAAAUACGAAUGAAAGAAGAAUCUUCCAAAGCAGAGGUAGAGACUCUGAAAGCAGAAAUUGGAGAGAUGACCCGAAACCUGAGAGACUUGGAAUURGAUCUUGUUCAUACAAGGUCAGAAAAAGAAAAUCUGACAAAAGAGUUACAAAGAGAGCAAACACGAGUAUCUGAAUUAGAACUACAGAAUUCCUCAUUUGAAAACCUAUUGCAAGAAAAAGAGCAAGAAAAAAUACAGAUGAAAGAAGAAUCUGAAAUUGCAGUGGAGAUGCUUCAAUCACAAUUAAAAGAGCUAAAUGAAAAAAUGACUACAUUGUGUAAUGACCAAGAGGCCUGUAAGACCAAAGAACAGAAUCUGAGUAAUCAAGUAGAUUCUCUUGAACUUGAGAAGGCUCAGUUGCUACAGAGCCUUGAUGAAGCCAAAACUAAUUAUAUUCUUUUGCAAUCUUCUGUGAAUGGCCUUAUUCAAGAAGUGGAGGAUGGCAAACAGAAACUAGAGAAGAAGGAUGAAGAAGUCAGUAGGCUAAAACAUCAAAUUCAAGACCAAGAACAACUUGCCUCUAAACUGUCCCAGGUGGAAGGAGAGAAGCAACUUUGGCAGAAGCAAAAAGCAGAACUGGGAAAUGUGACAGUGGAAUUGGAGCAGAAAGUUCAAACGCUGCAAUCCAGAAAUGACACUUUGCAGGACACCUUCCAAGCACUGCAGCACUCUUAUAAGGAUCUAGAGAGUGAGCUUGAACUAACAAAAAGGGAAAAAAUGUCUUUUGUUGAAAAGGUAAACACAAUGACUGCGAAGGAAACUGAACUUCAGAGGGAAAUGCACGARAUGGUACAGAAAACAACAGAGCUGAAGAAAGAAUUUAGUGAAGAGAAGAGCAGGCUAACUGAAGAAUUGAAGGUGAUGUUGGAAGAACUAAAUAACAGCAAAAUGGACCAUCUAAAAUAUGUAAAUCAGCUAAAGAAGGAAAAUGAACGUGCCCAGGGCAAAAUAAAAUUGUUGCUCAAAUCCUGUAAACAGCUGGAAGAGGAAAAGAAAACACUGCAGAAACAGCUCUCUCAACUUGAAGAUGCACAGAAGCAGAAGACAGGCAAUGUUGUGGAAGCUAAAGUGGAUGAAUUAAUGACUGAGCUCAAAGAGCUAAAAGAAACUCUUGAAGAAAAAACCAAGGAGGCAGAUGAAUAUUUGGAUAAGUACUGUUCCCUGCUCAUAAGCCAUGAAAAUCUGGAGAAAGCAAAAGAGAUGUUAGAAACACAAGUUGCUAGUCUGAGUUUACAGCAAUCUAAACGUGAUCUCAGAAGUUCUCCUUUGCUAACUUCACCCGUUCCAGGACCAUCUCCAGCCUCUUCUGUUAGAGAAAAGAAGUCAUCAUCUGGUCAAAAUAAAGCUUCAGGCAAGAGGGAAAGGUCCAGUGGGAUUUGGGAGAAUGGUGGAGGACUAACACCUUCCACCCCAGAGAUGUUUCCUAAAAAAAUUAGAAAAACCAGCAAAAGUGGGGUUCAACCUGCUGAGGAUGAAGAAGAGACUGAAUAUGAGCCAGAGGGACUCCCUGAGGUUGUGAAGAAAGGGUUUGCUGACAUCCCAACAGGAAAGAUUAGCCCAUAUGUCCUGCGGAGAACAACAAUGGCUACUAGGACCAGUCCUCGYCUUGCUGCACAGAAGUUAGCCCUGUCACCCUUAACUUUGGGCAAAGAAAACCUUGCAGAAUCCUCCAAACCAACAGCUGGUGGCAGCAGAUCACAAAAGGUCAAGGUUGCUCAACAGAGCCAUGGUGGUUCAGGCUCUGCCUUCCAAGAGUCCACCACGAAAUCUCUGUCUGUCAAUCAUCUUCCUGAGAGAAGUUCAGCUGUCAACCCCAGAGAGGGCCUGAGAGCCACUCGAGGCCAUCCUGYCCCAAGCCCAGGUGCUGCACCUGAGCCCAGGAGUAGUGAGAACUGCAAGGUCCAGUGA
Molecule: messenger RNA, 8490 nt
Organism: Urocitellus parryii (Arctic ground squirrel)
Lineage: Eukaryota; Metazoa; Chordata; Mammalia; Rodentia; Sciuridae
Source: RefSeq, a predicted model, not a curated record